Molecule: messenger RNA, 1070 nt
Organism: Caenorhabditis angaria
Lineage: Eukaryota; Metazoa; Nematoda; Chromadorea; Rhabditida; Rhabditidae
Source: the annotation of a GenBank genome assembly
AUGCAUAGAGUAAGUUUGUUUUUAUAAAUCAAAACUAUUUGAAAAUUUCAUUGUUCAUUUAGUUUCAGACAAAGCAUUCGAAUUGUGCGAUUCGCUGUCCAACAAAUCAUUCAGCAAUGCAACAAAUGAAAUCAAAAUCGACUUCAAAUAAACAAAUAACAACUCCAAUGAAUCUUGAUGAAGAAAUGGGAGAUUUAAUAAAACGAGAAGUUGGAGUAUCAAAUGUGUGAGUUGCUUUUUCACAGUGUUUUAUUGAAAAUCAAUGAUUUUUAAUAUUUUCAGACAUCAUCUCAUAACAGAAAACUCGAAAAAGUCGAAGAAAGUGACUAAAAAAUCAUCGCAAAAUACAGUGUCAGCACCGGAAACUGCAUUAACACCACCAUCAACACCUUCUUCACCCGUGGAAAGCGAAUCAAAUGAACAAUUCGAGUUCUUAAUAGAAUCUUGGACGAAAUUCACAACAAAUGAAAAUGGUGAACCUGACGAUUCUAUAAUCGUGUAUAAAGCCGAAAAUGUCGAAGAAAAAAUUGCAAAUUUUGUGGUAAGUGUUUUAUGGUUAAAAAAUAAUCUUGUUAUUGGGUGAUCUUUACUGUGUUAUCUUUUUUUUACUGCAACAAAACAAAUUUCUCACCGGUCAGGUGGUUUUUGAAAACAAACUUCAGAAAAAAACUAAACUUCAGUUUUAUUAAAUCAAAUUUUAACGUUUGAAAAACAUCGCCCUGAAAUUCUUUAAAAAAUAAGAAAAAUUGGCAUUUUGAAAAAUUUAUCACUCGAAAAUACUCAGAAAUUUUUUUGUACCGGGACAGAAUUUUUUAAGCACAUUGUUCGAGUACUGUCUAUAUUUUGUGCAGGCCAUGACGUCACCACCUGCACAAAAUAUAGACAGUACUCGAACAAUGUGCCUAAAAAAUUCUGUCCCGGUACAAAAAAAUUUCUGAGUAGCUUGUGGAACACAUGUUUUCAAAUAAACUUGUUCAAUUACUAUUUUCUAGCCCUUCAACAUUGAUCGAUUCCUUGCUGAAAAAAUGCUCACCGAACUCGACAUCGAUACCAAAUUUGCUCAAUUCUAA